Molecule: messenger RNA, 4098 nt
Organism: Alligator mississippiensis (American alligator)
Lineage: Eukaryota; Metazoa; Chordata; Crocodylia; Alligatoridae
Product: collagen alpha-1(III) chain
Exons: 11
Coding region: 282-4010 (1242 amino acids)
Source: RefSeq, a predicted model, not a curated record
CCGGCUGCCGCUCCGCGCGGACACGCCUCGGGCGGGCACCCCUCGCCCCGCCGCAGCCCCGGCUGCUCGGCUCCGCCCGCCCGCCCGCCCGCCCCCCGCCGCCGCCGCGCGUCCCGGGCUCGGGCUCGGGCUCGGGGCCGGGGGCGGCUCCGGGCUCCCGCGCAGCCGGCACCGCCCGGGGGCGGGACGAGCCGAGACGCGGAUCCUGCGGCCCCGGCGCCGCCGCCGCCGCCGCCUCCGCCCGGGCAGCCGCACCGCACCGCACCGCACCGCACCGCACCAUGGGCCCACGCAGCGCCGCCCGCCUCCUGCCGCUGCUCGCCCUCGCCCUCGCCGCGGCCGUGGAUCAAUGCACCCACGUGGGCCCCUGCGCCAACGGCGGCACCUGCUCCGUGGUGGGAUCCACGCUGACCUGCACCUGCCCCGGGACCUGGACGGGGGAGCGCUGCCAGACAGCUCUGUCCUCCCCGGAGCGGCUGCAGGAGGCCGCGGGGACGCUGGGCCUGGACGUGCUCUCUGCCCCCGCGGUGCCGCCCCGACACCCCUCGGGAGCACCGGACAGCGUGGAGAGCAGCCUCAGCACCAGGCCCCCUCUCCCCAGCGCCGGACCCCAGCUGGCCUGGCCGGGCGGGAGAGGGCAAGCAGAAGGGCGUCCAGCACCGGACACGGCCAGCCCCGAGCGCGUGUGGCCGUCGGCCUCUCCGGACGGACGCAGCGUGGGAGAGGCCAGCAGCCUCCCGCCCUCCCUGGGGCCACCGUCCUGGGCAGCAGGGCCCGCUCCCGGGGGAGGCACCAGGCUGGAGCAGGACGGCAGCACUGAGGGUUCACGGCUGCCCACAGCGUCUCCCCAGUCUGCCGCCGGCGCCUCGUGGGAGCGGGCCUCGUCCAGCACCGCCGCAGCCCCGCAGGCCUGGGGCACGCAGGGUCCCCCGCCGGGAGCGCUGCAGACCGGCCACAGCCCGGAGCCGCCAGCCACGGCCGGCCAGGACACCGGGAGGCUGGUCAGCAGCCUGGCGCCCGGGCCCAGCCUCGUGCCGUGGCCUCACGCCGGGGCUGACCAGCCGCGGCGCCCCACAGGAGAGGCGUGGAGGCAGGGGCUGGCCCAGCCCGAAGCGGCGGACACGACGGGGCUGGACCGCACCCAGGCCCCGAGCCCCGGGCCCCCGACGCGGGAGCAGACCGAGCCGGCGCCCCGCACCCCGGCCCAGGCUGCGGCAGACGGACAGACGCCCGGGGGCAGCCACAAGCCUCGGGCCCCGCAGGCAGUGCAGGGAGCCACCAGCGUGGCUCUGCCGGCCACGGAGACGGGCGAGACCCUGACGCCGGCCACCGACAGCGGUGGGACGGAGCCCGUGUUGCUGACAGCCCGUUCCAUGCCCAGGGUGCAGGGGACCAGCGCCCAGCAAGGAGCACCCCUGGGAACCCAGGCGUCCGGGACGGGGCCGCUGGGGGAGCUUGGUGCCGAGAGUCCUGGGCCCCACGGUGUGGAGGGACGCCCUGAAAGCAGGGGCUUCUCCCCCUACCCCAGGACACGAGCAGACGGGAGCACCGCAGCAGAGCUGUGGACGGAGCCCUUCACCACAGCGUCCCCAGACGGGCCCCCGCGUGUCUCCAGCGGUGCCCUGGAGCCGUCCACCACCCCCGCGGCGCCGGCGCCAGCGCCCCGCUCGCCCCUGCCCCGCGGACCCCUCACGCUGGCGCCUGACGCGCUCCCCAGCACCCGGGACUCUCGCCCCAGCCCUGCCCCGGCACGGACGGAGCUGGCAAGUGACACCCCGGCCUCUACGUCUGGCUGGUCUUGGAAAGGCGGGGGCCCGGGGGCCAGCGUGGCCCAGCCAGCCACAGACCGGACUGCAGUGCCCGGACCGGAGACCAUGACCCCGAGUGACCGCAGCAAAGAGCCCGAGGCGUCCACGCCGCCCAGGGGCCUGGCGUCGCUAUCGACAGACCCCCCGGCUCUCACCUCGCGGCCAGUGACCCAGGACCCGCAAGGACCUGGCGCAGGGGGGAGCCACGGUGUGGCCACGUCCGCCCUGCGACCCGUCUCCAGUGCUCCCCGUGCCGCUCCUGCGCUGCCGUCGCCGCGGGCCACCGAUGGGGACGGGGACGUGGGCAUCACGGCGACACUGCAUCAGGAGACGGCACAUCCACGGACCCCUCGCACCACCGCGGCGCUGCCCCCCGACCCUGGCACCCCACGGGCCAGUGCUCCCCAGGGCUCCUUCCCGCCUGCUGCCCCGGAGCCACGUGGGAGCCCCACAUCCGCCUCGGAGAGGGGCCUGCCCGGGUCCCCGCCUGCCCCGGGACCCUCCACGCUCAGCUCGUCUCCGUCUCCGAGCGCGGCGACCGCGGGCACUGCCAUGGCUGCAUCCCCCUUGGCCUCGCGGAGCUGGAGCAGAGAGACGGCGAGGCCGGCGCUGGAGCUGUCGUCUGGGCUCACGGGCACCACGCCGAGGCCGUCCAGCCCCGCCACGGAGCCUGCGCCCCCCAGCAGCGUGGCGCAGACCCUCCCGGGCAGCAGCAGCACCCCAGGGGCUCAGCCCAGGCCCAGGCGUCCCAUCCCCAAGCUGGCAUCGACCGCCGAGAGCACCGGGUCCCUGCCACAUCCGGCAGCCACAGGCAGCGUACCCCGGACGUGGGGCCUGCACCUUGCCCAGCCUGUGAGCAGCACCGGGACGGCAGCUCCUGGUGCCGGCACCCGCCUCGGGGACGCUACGCCAGCUGCGAGACCUGGCCCGGCCGGCGUGACCGAGGCCCCGGCUCCACCUGGACCCGGCAGGGAUGGCCACGGCACGGCCCAGCGCGUCUUCGUGGUGGAGGACCAGCCCCCGCUCCUCAAAGUGCACGUCCUCCGUGUCCCCUGCGAGCUGGUGCUGGAGAUGGAGCCGGUCCCGGCGCUCCAGGACCCGGCGUCGUGGGAGCACCAGGGCCUGGUGCGGAGCUUCAACGAGACGGUCGCCCCUCUCUUCGCCGCCGUGCCGGGCUUCCAGCGCCUGGAAGUGAAGAGGAUCGGACGGGAGCAGCCACGGCCCCGCUCGGAGCUGCAGCCCUGGCCGGGCGGCGCGGUGCUGGAGUUCGACGCCCUGUUUGUGCUGGAGCGGGGGCGCUGGCCGGCGCCCGGCGUGGGAGCCCUGCUCAACCUGACCGUGCAGUCCGGCCUGCGCUUCGCCAACGCCAGCGUGCUACGUGGCGCCGUGCUCGAGACCCGGCUGGACCCCUGCACCCUGCUCUUCGCGUGCCCGGCCGGGUUCGAGUGCGUCGGCCGCGGAGACGGGAACGCCAGCUGCACAUCCGUGUGCCACCGCGACUACUGCAAGAACCACGGCAUCUGCACGCACCCCCGGGGCCGCGAGCCCGUGUGCCAGUGCCCGGUGGGCAGCGACUACUGGUUCAUGGGGCUGCGCUGCGACUACAAGGUGACGCACCAGGGGCUGCUGGGCGCAGCCUGCGGGGUGCUGCUCAGCGUGGCGCUGGUGGGCGCCGUCAUCGCCGGCCUGGUCAUCCGGCGUGUCAAGACCCUGCUGCUGGAGGCCAAGGUCGACCAGACCAAGAGCAGCUACAGGCGGUUCUGCCGGCUGGACGACGUCUCGGCCCAGUACUGGUCGCAGUCCUGGCUGGCCUCCGCCAACUCCUUGGACAACCCGGCCUUCUGCCCCUCCGAGGAGGUGCUGCACCUGCAGGUGCUGGACAACGGCUGCUGCAGCUGCAAGGACGACUCCCUGCUCGCCGACAGCUGCAAGCUGCAGCCCACGCCGCCCCUCCGCGCCGCCUGCCAGCCCAGUUUCCACUACGACUGGGAAACGAGUUCCAGCAGCAUGAACGACCCCAUGAUCGACUCGGGGAAAGCCAGCGACAUUUCUGUGUCCAGCUGGCCCAUGGAGCCCAUCCAGUGGACGCCGUUUCCCCUCCUGCACCAGCUUUCUCGACAGCGGCCGCACAAAGCCCGGCGGCCCCACUCCUACUGCGAGGGCAUGGAGCUGGUCAAUCUGGAAAGGAGCUGGACGGCCUAGACGGCAGCCGACGCACCACAGGCAACUCCGUUCAGCUUUUGAAACCAACCACGUUUUAUUUUCACAUAACAAGCUCGGUGAAGGAAUC